AUGAGUGAUGCUGUUACACUGACUGUAUCAUCAGAUAAACCACAGACAGUUUUAAGUGUUUCUCCACAGCAGUGGUUGACUGAAGGAGAUUCAGUGACUCUGAUGUGUGAGGUUAUAAAUUCAUCUACAGGCUGGACAUUCAGCUGGUUCACUGUACAGAUGAAUAAAGAUGAUUAUCAGCUCAUAAACAGCAGUGGAGGAUCUAAAGGCAUCUACACAGUGAGUUCAGUGACUGUGAAGCACACAGGAGUUUAUAUGUGCAGAGCAGAGAGAGGAGAUCCAGUCUAUCACACAGAGUACAGUAACACACAAACACUGUGGAUCACUGGUGUUUCUCCUUCAGUCUCUCUGAUCAUCAGACCCAACAGAUCUCAACACUUCUCAUCUGAAUCUCUCUCUCUGAGCUGUGAGGAUCACAGUAACUCUACUGGAUGGACAGUGAGAAGAUACACAGACAAACUGAAACCUUGUUCAUCAUCAGACUGGAGAUCUACAGGAACAACAUCUACAUGUACAAUCAGAUCUCUCUUCACAUCUGAUACUGGAGUGUACUGGUGUCAGUCUGAAUCUGGAGAGAAACUUCAUCCUGUUAAUAUCUCAGUACACAAUGUUGAUGUGAUUCUGGACAGUCCUGUUCAUCCUGUGACUGAAGGAGAUCCUCUGACUCUACACUGUUUAUAUCGAGAUAAAAAACCCUCUAAACUGAGAGCUGAAUUUUAUAAAGAUGGAUCAGUGGUGCAGAAUCAGACUACAGGAGACAUGAUGAUCAUCCCUACAGUCUCAAAGAUAUAUGAGGGUUUCUACUACUGUAAACACCCAGAGAGAGGAGAGUCUCCAAAGAGCUGGAUCUCAGUCAGAGUUUCAGGUUUUUAUCAGGAGAUGUUUGGCCUCAAGAGUUUUACUUUUCCAUUGGCAGUUUGUCCAUAUCUGAUAGCGUCAGUCGUGCUGGGUGUCAAAUGCUACAGACUGAGAGGUGAAACAUCUGUCUGAUUUAUUGGGUCAUUAUAUUCGAUUAUUAUACUGAAUUAAACAAAUUAGUUCAUAUUGUCAUUAUCACUGGAUGUAGCUGGAUUAUAUUUGUAUAAAAUAACAUUGAUGUCUUUAUGAUUGAUGAGUUGUGUUUAAUUUGUUGUGGCCUCAAUAAUUUGUAUCAUAGUG
This is a messenger RNA of Paramisgurnus dabryanus, 1158 nucleotides long. The record is from RefSeq and is a predicted model, not a curated record. Lineage: Eukaryota; Metazoa; Chordata; Actinopteri; Cypriniformes; Cobitidae.